AUGGCCGAUACAGCUAUUAGCGCUACUAUUCAGGUUGCAUUGGAGACGGUUAUUUCCCUUUCCGCUGAUCGUGUUAGUUUGGUUCUUGGAUUCAGAGAGGAGUUGAAGAGAAUAUGCAACACUGCUGAAACCAUCCGAGGUAUCCUGGCUCAUGCCGAUGGGAAAAUGCAUAUCCCAGGGAUGAAAAAUUGGCUCAAGCAGCUUGAAGGAGAGCUUUUUGAAGUGGAGAAUGUGCUGGACGAACUCAACUAUGAAACUCUACGUCGGGAGGUGAAGUAUAGAAAUAAACUCAAGAAGAAGGUAUGCUUCUUCUUCUCGUACUUUAAUACAAUUGGUUCUCGUUCAAGGUUGGCUUCAAAGAUCAGGGAGAUCAACAGGAACCUAGAAAGGAUCAAUCAGGAAGCAAAUAACUUUGGAGUGGUCUCCCAGUUCCAUAUUGAAGCCUCACUCCCUGCUGCUUCUGGAGCCACAGCAAGCCGACAAACCGACUCUAUUCGUUCUUUCUGUUAUUCCAUAACAGGCCCGGGAGGUUUGGGAAAGACAACUCUGGCGAAAUCAGUCUACAAUAAUCCAAAAAUAGAUGGGCACUUUGGCCAAAAAAUUUGGGUUUGUGUGGCUAAAGAACACAUUAAGAUAAUGGAGCUGUUCAAGCUCAUUUUGGUACAAUUGACACGAGAAGAAGUUAAAGUGGAUAACAGAGAGGUUAUCGUUAAAGAAAUUGGAGAAAAGCUGAAGGGAAAAAAAUAUUUCCUUGUUCUUGAUGAUGUGUGGAAUCAUGAUCAAGGAUUGUGGAGUGAUUAUUUCAACACUUUGAUGGGACUCAACGAAACCAAAGGAAGCUGGUGUCUUCUCACUACUCGGUUGAAACCAGUGGCUGAUGUUGUAUGUACACAUUUGAAGAUGAAUAGCGGUCCUUAUUUCUUAGGAAAGCUAUCAGGUGAUGAGUGCUGGUCCAUCAUAAAAGGAAAGGUGAUGAGUGCAGGGGAAGAAGUACCAGAAGAAUUGGAAGCAUUGAAGAAGCAAAUUUUAGGGAGAUGCGAUGGCCUACCCUUGGCGGCAAGUUUGAUUGGUGGCUUGUUGCUUAACAACAGAAGAGAGAAGUGGCACUCCAUUGUGCAGGAGAGUCUUUUGGAUGAAUGUCAAAGUGAGAUUGAUCAAAUACUUAAGGUGAGUUUUGAUCAUUUGUCACCUGCAUCAGUUAAAAAAUGUUUUGCAUAUUGUUCAAUUUUCCCCAAGGAUACAGAAUUGAAACAAGAUCUAUUAAUUGAGCUUUGGAUGGCGGAAGGUUUUGUUCAACCAGAUCGCCAAAACCAAAGAUUGAUGGAGGAAAUAGGGGGCGAUUAUUUGAGGAUUUUGUUACAAAAUUCCUUACUGGAAAAAGUAGAAGAGUAUUGGAGAACAUAUUAUAAAAUGCAUGAUCUCGUGCAUGAUUUUGCAAAAUCAAUUCUCAAUCCUAAAGGCAGCAGCCAGGAUGGCUACCUUGCAUUGGACUCUUCUAAAGGUUUGGCAGAAAAUACCACAAGGACAAUACCAGCAUCAAUUCACACAUUAUUUCUCCAUCUAGAGGGUGGCGUAUCUACUGACAUGCUUUUAAGAUUCAAGUGCUUGCAUGUUCUCAGAUUGUAUGGCGAUGAUGUCAAGUUUCUGCCGAGCUCCAUUGGCAAACUACUACAUUUGCGGUUGCUCGACAUUUCAUAUUCUGGAAUCAGAAGUUUGCCGGAAUCUCUUUGCAAGCUAUAUAAUCUGCAGACACUAACAAUGAGAGAUUAUGCACUUGAAGGAGGUUUUCCAAAACGGAUGAGCGAUUUGAUCAGCUUGCGACAUCUAAACUACUACCAUGAUGAUGCAAAAUUGAAAAUGCCGGCGCAAAUGGGACGAUUGACUUGUCUUCAAACUCUACGGUUCUUUAAUGUAAGUCAGGAGAAGGGUCGUGGUAUCGAAGAGCUUGGGACCUUGAAAUAUCUGAAAGGAUCGUUGGAGAUAAGAAAUCUUGGACUAGUGAAGGGCAAAGAAGCAGCUAAACAAGCAAAAUUGUUCGAAAAGCCAGAUCUGUCUCGCUUGGUGUUUAAAUGGGAGAGUGGGGAUCGGGAAAGCGAUAACCGUGAUGAGGAUGUGUUGGAAGGUCUCCAACCUCACCCAAAUUUGCAAAGGUUGGAAAUUCGAUAUUUUAUGGGUAAUAAAUUUCCGCAAUGGUUUAUGAAUUUGUCAAAAUUGGAGACAUUACGGAUACAAAAGUGCAAGAGAUGCAGUGAACUCCCCUCAUUAGGACAACUGCCAUCCCUCAAAAUUCUCUAUUUGGAGGGAUUGGACAACAUUCGAUUUAUUGGAGAUGAAUUCUACGGUAUUACUGCUAAUGAGGAGGAGGAGGAGGAGGAGGGCAGAUCACGAGCAUCAGGGAGCAUCAGUAGAAGGCGAAAAUUCUUUCCUGCCCUUGAAGUACUCUAUGUAGAAUAUAUGGAGAAUUUGGUAGAGUGGAAGGAUGCAGACCAAGUGAGGUCAACAGUAGCAGAUGUCUUUCCCAUGCUGAGGAAUUUGAGCAUUGAAGGUUGCCCCCAGCUGACCGCUCUUCCAUGCUCGUGCAAAAUUCUAGACGUGGGGAAUUGCGGUAAUCUAACAAGUAUAAAAAUGGGUUACGGCACUGCUUCUAUUGAGCAGUUGAGUAUCGGAUAUUGCGACAAUCUUAGGGAGCUGCCAGAUCUGGAUCUGUUUGGAUCGAGUUUGCAGCAUUUGACCAUCGUCGGGUGCCCAAGAUUAAUCAGUCUAGGAGUAAAUGGACAGAAAUGCCCCCUACCAUGCCUCGUGAAAUUGAGUAUUGUUGAGUGCGAUGGGUUGACCGCUAUAUCCGACAAAAUGUUCCAGUCAUGCCGGUCUCUGCGGUCCCUGUCGGUGGAGUGUUGCCCCAAUCUGGUAUCAUUUUCGCUUAAUUUGCAGGAGACGCCAUCUCUCGAGCGAUUCAUCUUAGACAACUGUCCCAAAUUGAUCCCUCAUAGUUUCAAAGGAUUUGCUUUUGCCACCAGCUUAAGAGAAUUGAGGAUCAACAGUCCCUUCUCCUCAGAUGAUUCCUCAGUCGAUGAUUUUGAUUGGUCUGGUUUAAGAUCUGCAUCAACACUCCGUGAGCUUCGCUUACGAGGGUUGCCUCACACGGAGUCCCUGCCACACCAGCUUCAAUACUUGACUACCCUCACUUCACUAACUCUUCACAACUUUGGAGGAAUAAGAGUGCUACCGGAUUGGAUUGGAAACCUUGUGUCCCUUGAAACCCUAGAGCUAUGGGAUUGCGACAAGCUUCAGUCUUUACCACCGAGGCCGCCAUGA
Molecule: messenger RNA, 3315 nt
Organism: Coffea arabica (coffee)
Lineage: Eukaryota; Viridiplantae; Streptophyta; Magnoliopsida; Gentianales; Rubiaceae
Source: RefSeq, a predicted model, not a curated record